This is a messenger RNA of Tigriopus californicus, 1269 nucleotides long. RefSeq names its product G2/mitotic-specific cyclin-B2-like. Lineage: Eukaryota; Metazoa; Arthropoda; Copepoda; Harpacticoida; Harpacticidae. The transcript has 3 exons. Gene Ontology annotation, cellular component: nucleus; cytoplasm; cyclin-dependent protein kinase holoenzyme complex. Bases 80 to 940 code for a protein of 286 amino acids. The record is from RefSeq and is a predicted model, not a curated record. Gene Ontology annotation, molecular function: cyclin-dependent protein serine/threonine kinase regulator activity. Gene Ontology annotation, biological process: mitotic cell cycle phase transition; regulation of cyclin-dependent protein serine/threonine kinase activity.
UCCGGUGGAGGAUAUUGACGAGGACGACCGCGAGAAUCCGCAAUUGGCUGCGGACUAUGUGAAUGAAAUCUACGCUUAUAUGAGAGAACUCGAGGCUCGACAGAAUAUCCGCGAAAACUAUCUGGCCCUUCAAGGCGGCAAGGUGGUGAUCAAGCCGAAGAUGCGGAACCUCCUCGUGGAUUGGAUGGUGGACGUGCACACGCAAUUCAGUCUCCUCCAGGAGACCCUCUACCUCUCCGUGGCCAUUCUCGACAGAUUCCUGCAGGUGAAGGCCAGCACCCUGACCACCAAGCAGCUCCAAUUGGUGGGCGUGUCCGCCAUGUUCGUGGCCUCCAAAUACGAGGAAAUGUACCCACCCGAAAUCGGUGAUUUCGUGUAUAUUACCGACAAGGCCUACACAGAGAGUCAGAUCCGCAAGAUGGAGAUCACGAUCAUCUCGUCGUUGGACUUUGAAUUGGGCCGACCGCUGCCCUUGAACUUUCUGCGGCGCAACUCGAAGGCCGGCUUUGUGGACGCUCAAGCUCACACUCUGGCCAAAUAUGUGAUGGAACUCAGUCUGGUGGAAUACCGAAUGGCCCACGUGCCGCCUUCAGUCCUGGCAGCCGCCUCAUUAGGGUUCGCCAUGAAGGUACUAGACUCGAGUAACGCCUCCUUAGUCGACCUGUGGACGCCCACCUUGGUCCAUUACACAUCCUACACCCUAGAAGACAUUGCCAGCUCCUUGAUGGCCAUUGCCGAUAUCGUCCAGAGCAUUAACACAGAGGAUGAUAACAACGCUCAAACAGAGUCCGGAACCUCAUCGUCAUCCUCUUCCUCCUCGUCGAAAAAGCGCCUUCGUGCCGUGAAAACCAAGUAUUCCAGCAAGAAAUUCAUCAAGAUCGCCCUCCUCCCACAACUCCGAGAAAGUGUGACCAAGCAAAUGGCCGAGGGGCACUUCUAAAUUCAAAUAUUCUGCCAUUCUGCUUCCUUAUCACUCCACGACGAAUUCUCUCUCCAACGUGUGUGGAGACCCCCCCCGAAGAAGGUGGGGGAUCAUGCCUGACAGGAGGAGGGAGGCAUCCAUGCUUUCAAGUCUCCCUAGGAUCAGACAAUUGUUCUUGGCUCCCCUGCUCCCCUCCCCCCACCCCACCAAUCCUCUGUUCUGUUGUGAUCCGUCCGCUUUUGACCAAUACAAGUACCACCUUCUUGUACACUUUUUACCUCUCUCUCCAUUGCAUAUCAACAACCAAUCUUCACUUCAGUACAUAAAUCUGUCUGUAUUCACGCCAA